This is a messenger RNA of Athalia rosae (coleseed sawfly), 1302 nucleotides long. RefSeq lists its product as uncharacterized. Bases 186 to 839 code for a protein of 217 amino acids. The record is from RefSeq and is a predicted model, not a curated record. The transcript is spliced from 5 exons. Lineage: Eukaryota; Metazoa; Arthropoda; Insecta; Hymenoptera; Athaliidae.
AUAUACUCGCUCCUCGUUGUCUUCGGCGUCAGUUCGUUUAGCUUCUUUAUUCUCUGUUAUAUCACUUUGCGAUAUCCUCCAGAGAUCCGGCAGACCCGCAAACUCGAGGAAUCCUAACUGGGCCCCCGAAUAAGCUGUGGAGAAACAGAACCAAGUGAGAAGAGGAAAGAGGAAAACUGAAAGAUAUGUCGAGGGCGCUCUAUCUUCUGUUCUUCGGGAUCGUGGCCGUAACGGCGCAGCGUCGUUUGGCCUUACCUGAUCCCAGGAGUUGCGCUAAUCGCGUCCGUCAUUCGACGUACAGAGAUGCCAGGGGAGUAGCUCAUUCCUACUUCUUCAGUUGGGAACAUCAGCCGACGAGAGGAUUGGAAGUCGACUGGCUAGACGCGAGGAACAUCUGUAGACGUCAUUGCAUGGAUGCCGUAUCUAUGGAAACACCGCAAGAGAAUGAAUUCAUCAAGCAGAGAAUUGCCAGAGGAAACGUCAAGUAUAUCUGGACUUCCGGACGCAAAUGUAACUUCAACGGCUGCGACAGACCCGACCUCCAGCCCCAGAAUGUGAACGGAUGGUUCUGGUCCGGAUCCGGAGCUAAAAUUGGCCCCACGACUCAGAGAAACUCCGGAGACUGGUCAGCGACCGGAGGAUACGGGCAACCCCAGCCCGACAAUCGCGAGGCUGCUCAGGGUAACGACGAGUCCUGUCUGUCAAUUUUGAACAACUUUUACAACGACGGAAUAAAGUGGCACGACGUCGCCUGCCACCACUUGAAACCAUUCGUUUGCGAGGACAGCGACGAGCUUCUAAACUUCGUGGCGUCUCGCAAUCCUGGAAUUCGUCUAUAAUUAUAAAUUUUUAUACUUCCGAUUUUCAAAAAACAGAUGCAAGGAAUCACGGAAUUCAUUUAGCCAGACGAGAUGAUAUCGUCGCAGCGAUGAUUUCAAAUUUAUACGAUCAUCAUCAUUUCGAAUUGGAGAAAUUCUUCCAAAAUUACAAUUACCCUAAAUUAUUAUUAUUAAUACUAUUCUAUAUGUCAUAUAUAUAUAUACUCGUUUUGCAUUAGUUAUUUAUACGUACCACUAACCUGUAUACGUUGUAAUUUUGUAUUUGUAGAUGAACUUAGGAGUAUAAUUAAUGCGAAUUCAUUAAUUUAGGUGAUCUAUUAAUUAUACAUACGCACCGUAGUCUAAUUUUCUAGGAUUAUACAUAUAAUAUAUCAUACCAUAUGUCUAGGAGUCGUAGAACGUGCAAACUUUUUAAAAUAAUUUCUUAGAAAAAUAAAUACCACUUGUAUUUCUGUACAAAUAA